CUGGGCUCACUGCGCAGGCGCGGCCGUCGGCGUGGUCCCCAUGGAGCUGCUUUAGCUGAGCCGGCGUCGCCGCCAGCUUGCGAGAUGAGCGCGGCCGAGGCCGACCGCUGGGCGUGGCUGCUGGUGCUCAGCUUCGUGUUUGGGUGCAAUGUACUCAGGAUCCUCCUCCCGUCCUUCUCCUCCUUCAUGUCCAGGGUGCUGCAGAAGGAUGCAGAGCAGGAGUCCCAGAUGCGGGCAGAGAUCCAGGACAUGAAGCAGGAGCUCUCCACUGUCAACAUGAUGGAUGAGUUCGCCAGAUACGCCAGGCUGGAGAGAAAGAUCAACAAGAUGACGGAUAAGCUCAAAACUCAUGUGAAAGCGCGGACAGCUCAGCUGGCCAAGAUAAAAUGGGUGAUAAGCGUUGCUUUCUACAUAUUGCAAGCGGCCCUGAUGGUCUCGCUCAUUUGGAAGUAUUAUUCUGUCCCUGUGGCCGUGGUGCCGAGCAAAUGGAUAACUCCACUAGACCGCCUGGUGGCAUUUCCUACUAGAGUGGCAGGUGGUGUUGGAAUUACCUGUUGGAUUUUAGUCUGUAACAAAGUUGUGGCUAUUGUGCUCCAUCCUUUCAACUGAAAAAGAAGUUGAAUACAGCUCUGACACUUUAAAAAAUGGAUUUUCAGUUGGGAGGUUAAAAAUCUGAUUUAUACUCUUUCAUUGUUUUUUGUUUUUGUUUUUUUAAAGGAAACAGAAGUUAGUUUUUUGGUUCAACGUGUUUGUUCUUGGGCUUCGUCAGAUUCUCGUAAGAAUCGUGAAUUUGGGUAUUUGUCAUGACCCGUAAAUGUCAGUCUCACACGUAAGCACUGUCCAGCAUGACACCAAAUUUGUAGUAAGAAAUGUGUGACAUUGUGGGAGGUGGCAUUUUGUUAUUUGUGACUUACACUCUUGAUGUAUUUUAAAGGUCACAUUGACAGCUGGAAAGUCAAAGUUAUUUAAUAACUUAAGUACUUUAAAGACUUUGUGCUAUUUUUAAUCCUGACUAGAAAAUAACUUAAUUUUAAUACCACUACUAGAGUUUGAAAAUUUAUUUUUUAAUCUCUGCAGAACUUCUGAGAGAAUAACACUAACUGACAUAGCUUCUGUUCUUUCCUUCCUCUUGUUUAAAAUGUCAUUUGUUGGGCAAGACUUCGUUUAGUAUUAUCUACUUAUUCGAAGCUGUUAAUUUUUCAUUAUUGUGUUUUAUAAAUGUAUUUCUGAGACCAUAAUGCAUUGUUUUGUGCUUGAACUGUGUGUUUUAUAUUUAAAGCAUUUCAAAUGAAGGGUAAUUUUAAAGCAUUUAAUAUUUAUGCUCUGUAUAAGGAACAAAGUUUAAAAACGACUUAGGAAAUCUGAUUAAAUUAAUUUGAAUGGAUAUACAUUUGGCCCAUAGAAUUUAAUUCUGCUAAGUAUUUUUAAAAACAUUUUUUUCUAAUUAAAGUUUUUGCAAGUGCUAUGUGACUUCUUUGCUUGUGGCCACACAUUUGCUACGACCAGUCUGUGGCAGAGGACCAUACCCAUUAACUAAGUGGGCCACAGCCACAUAAAGCUGAAUUCUGUCAUCAGUUUUGACAAGGUCAUUUUUGUAUUCCUGUAUUCUCUAAUGGUGUAAUAAGUUCGUUAUUAUUUCUGCUAAUUGUGCUGUGAAAGACAGUGCUGUACUGCGUAGUUCAUUGUCACCGGAGUGGGUUUCAUGGUCCCCUCCUCUCUCAGACAUACGGGCACCCAGUUGACUUAGCUUUGAGGAAGGAUGCGGAGCAGGGGACAUGGCCGUAUUUAUAGUGGACGAGCGUCGUGGAGGACUCGGACACCAGCGUCCCACAUCCAGUCACCACACUGGGAACGUUUUAGCCACCGAGGAUGAGCAGCGACCUGCGGAGGAGUCGCCGCACGAGGAAUCUGCAGGGGCUCAGGUCCCUUCGAGGCCACGCGCCCCAUGCCUGUUUUUCGGGAGCUGCGGGCAGAAGUGGCAGGUCACACAGUGAACAGUCGGGUGGCCAGGGAUGCGUGCCCGGGAUGUCCUCGGACCACUGAUCCGUGUAAAGCCUCCCUGACAGGACCCUUGUUUAUCUGCUUACGGUAUAUUCUUUCAGUUAAUCCUGCCAGGAUUCUGACACGUUCACUAAGGCUGGGGGAAAGGAUUUAGAGUUCACAGCUGCUAAUUCUUUCCACGUUCAUUAAUAGUUUGUGAAGGUUAAGUAGGGGACAUUUAAAUAUCCCUCGUGUUUCACAUCGUUGUGGUUUUUGAAAAAUGGUGUUUGUUUUUAAAUAGAUAAUAAACGUGGCACUGAAUUCAGAAGAUAGAGAAAGGGGUGUGAUGAAGGUGCGUCUCCUGACCUGCUCUCACCUGGCCCAGGGUUCCGGAAUUUCCUGCUGUAACCAGUUCCUGCGGUUCUUACAGUGUUAUUCCUUAUGGUUAUGAAUACUGACGUGUGCUUUUAAAAUAACUUUAAAAAAUUAUAAAAACAAUACCUAAAAAAGACCCCACAAAAACUA
Vicugna pacos (alpaca) is the source of this 2505-nucleotide messenger RNA. RefSeq names its product guided entry of tail-anchored proteins factor 1 (gene GET1). Gene Ontology annotation, biological process: tail-anchored membrane protein insertion into ER membrane. Gene Ontology annotation, cellular component: GET complex. Gene Ontology annotation, molecular function: protein-membrane adaptor activity. NCBI's taxonomy places the organism in Eukaryota, Metazoa, Chordata, Mammalia, Artiodactyla, Camelidae. The record is from RefSeq and is a predicted model, not a curated record.